UGACCAUGUCCGGGAUCUGUUCUCUACUGGCGGUGCUCUGCACUUUAGUGACGGUCCUUGGUGGCUCGGUGCUGGGUGAUGCGAAAGCCCGGAGCUGUACUGAGGUGAGGCAGGCUUACAGUGCGAAAGGAUUCAGCCUCAGCAACAUCCCCUACCAAGAGAUAUCGGGGGAACAUCUGCGAAUAUGUUCAAAAGGUUUCACAUGCUGCACCUCAGAGAUGGAGGAUAAGCUGAGCCAGCAAAGCAAAUUGGAGUUUGAAAACAUGGUAGAAGAAACCAGUCACGUUCUGCGUACAACAUUUGUUUCCAGGCAUAAGAAAUUUGAUGAAUUCUUCAGAGAACUGUUGGAAAAUUCUGAGAAGUCACUAAACGACAUGUUUAUCCGGACGUAUGGCCAAUUGUACAUGCAAAACUCGGAAGUGUUCCAGGAUCUCUUCGCAGAGCUGAAACGCUACUACACAGGUGGCAAUGUGAACCUGGAAGAGAUGCUUAACGAUUUCUGGGCCCGUCUACUGGAACGCAUGUUCCAGCUGGUAAACCCCCAGUACCAGUUCACUGAGGAUUACCUUGAAUGCAUCAGCAAAUACACUGACCAGCUCCAACCAUUUGGAGACGUGCCUCGCAAGCUGAAGAUACAAGUUACAAGGGCUUUUGUUGCAGCUCGGGCCUUUGUGCAAGGUCUGACCGUUGGCAGGGAAGUUGCCAACAGAGUAGCAAAGGUCAUUCCAACCCUUGGAUGUAUCCGCGCACUAAUGAAGAUGAUGUAUUGUCCCUACUGCCAUGGUCUCCCCACUGUGAAAGCCUGCAACAACUACUGUCUGAAUGUAAUGAAGGGCUGCCUGGCCAAUCAGGCUGAUUUGGACACAGAGUGGAAUCUUUUUAUUGAUGCUAUGCUCUUGGUAGCGGAAAGGUUGGAAGGACCUUUCAACAUUGAAGCCGUCCUGGAUCCAAUUGAUUUGAAGAUUUCUGAUGCCAUCAUGAAUAUGCAAGAUCACAGCUUGCAAGUGUCAGCUAAGGUUGCUGAUGUUAAGGAGAAACUGAAGUUGGCUAAGAAGUUCUGGUCCACAUUACCUUACACCAUCUGUAAUGAAGAUAAAGUGACUGCUGGUGUACCUGAUGAAGAGGACUGCUGGAAUGGACAUACCAAGGGCAGGUACUUGCCUGAAAUUAUGAAUGAUGGUCUGACCAAUCAGAACAACAACCCAGAAGUAGAUGUGGACAUCACGAGACCAGAUACAAUGAUACGUCAGCAGAUCAUGGCACUCAGAGUGAUGACCAAUAAACUGAAGAAUGCUUAUAAUGGAAAUGAUGUAAACUUCCAAGAUUCAAUUGAUGAAACUAGUGGUUCUGGGAGUGGGAGCGGUUGCACGGAUGAAAUGUGUUCUCCAGAGUCUGAUAUUUCAAUAACUGAGGCUCCACCAGGACCCAACAAGAGUGAACCAAAAGAUUCUUCUGUCAGACCCUGCCUGCACUGGCUGGUCAUACUUGUCACCUCUGUACUCCUGAUACUGCAAAGACAGUGGAGAUAAUCAGUGAUGUACAACAGAGACACUGCUUUUUAAUCAAGGACAAACUCUCUUUUCCUUUUGGAUACAUCUUCAAACACACAAUUCCAUCUUGGAAACAGUAACAGUUUUAAAGCAGAAGAGGUAUUGAAGCCUAUUGCCUUUACCCAAAGACCAUUCAGGUACAGUAAAUCAGUGCCAGGCUUCUUUAGAUUCACCAGACAUCAGAAGAAAAGAAAAGUUCUCUGAUGAUCUUUCACCUGCCGUUGGCUUUGUUUUCAGAAACAAGACAACAUCCUCUCUGCUUAUUUUAUGCAGCUAAAACAAGAAAAAACAGGAUUUGUUAAA
Rhincodon typus (whale shark) is the source of this 1853-nucleotide messenger RNA. It is a transcript of the gene gpc6a, whose product is annotated as glypican 6a. Bases 6 to 1529 code for a protein of 507 amino acids. Lineage: Eukaryota; Metazoa; Chordata; Chondrichthyes; Orectolobiformes; Rhincodontidae. Gene Ontology annotation, biological process: regulation of protein localization to membrane; regulation of signal transduction; cell migration. The transcript has 8 exons. Gene Ontology annotation, cellular component: cell surface; plasma membrane; synapse. The record is from RefSeq and is a predicted model, not a curated record.